This is a messenger RNA of Ceratotherium simum simum (southern white rhinoceros), 4570 nucleotides long. The record is from RefSeq and is a predicted model, not a curated record. Lineage: Eukaryota; Metazoa; Chordata; Mammalia; Perissodactyla; Rhinocerotidae.
AUGCCGUCACCAGAUGUGGGAAUGGGUCCGUGUGCAGGAAUUCGGGAGGCUUAUGUUCCUGAGGAAGAAUUGAAGGCAGCAGAAAUAGAUGAAGAAAACGUGGAGGAGGAUGGACUGUCUCUGGGCAUUCAGGAGGGCGACUACGUGUGCAAUGAAGAGACGGAGAUCAAAGAGGCCCAGAGCUGCCAGAACUCCCCGGUCAGCACUGCGACGAAUCAGGAUGCCGGCUACGGGUCGCCUUUCAGCGAAAACAGCGACCAGCUAGCCCAUUUCAAAAGCUCUUCCUCCAGAGAAGAGAAGGAGGAUCCGCAGGGUCCAGACAGCGUCUCCUACCCCCAGGACAGCUUGGCACAAAUCAAGGCUGUGUAUGCAAACUUAUUCUCGGAGUCCUGCUGGUCCAGCUUAGCUCUGGAUUUAAAGAAGUCCAGUUCGACCACCAGCAACAAUGAUGUCGGCCAGAAGGAGGGCUCCACCCCCGCCCCCACGCCCCCCACCAGUACCACGGGGACCACCGGGACCACGGCGAGCACCCCCAGCUCCAGCUCCGGCUCUGGCUCCAGCUCCAGCACCAGCACCAGCACCAGCACCAGUGGCAGCGGCGGCUCGGGCUAUGACUGGCAUCAGGCCGCCCUGGCCAAGACGCUGCAGCAGACGUCGCCCUACGGGCUGCUCCCCGAGCCCAGCCUCUUCAGCACCGUGCAGCUCUACAGGCAGAACAACAAACUCUACGGCUCUGUGUUCACCGGCGCCAGCAAGUUCCGGUGCAAAGACUGCAGCGCCGCCUACGACACGCUGGUGGAGCUGACGGUGCACAUGAACGAGACGGGCCACUACCGCGACGACAACAGGGACAAGGACUCCGAGAAGACCAAGCGGUGGUCCAAGCCCAGGAAGCGCUCCCUGAUGGAGAUGGAAGGGAAGGAAGACGCCCAGAAAGUGCUCAAGUGCAUGUACUGCGGCCACUCUUUCGAGUCGUUGCAAGACCUGAGCGUCCACAUGAUCAAGACAAAGCAUUACCAGAAAGUGCCUCUGAAGGAGCCAGUACCAGCCAUCACCAAACUGGUCCCUUCUACCAAAAAGCGAGCACUCCAGGACCUGGCGUCCCCUUGUUCUCCCGAGCCGGCAGGAAUUGCUGCAGAAGCUGCGCUCAGUGAGUCGGCCAAGGAUCAGAAGACCGCCAACCCGUAUGUGACGCCAAACAACCGCUACGGCUACCAGAACGGUGCCAGUUACACCUGGCAGUUCGAGGCCCGUAAAGCGCAGAUCCUCAAGUGCAUGGAGUGCGGCAGCUCGCAUGACACCUUGCAGCAGCUCACCGCCCACAUGAUGGUCACUGGCCACUUCUUGAAAGUGACCACCUCUGCCUCCAAGAAAGGGAAGCAGCUGGUGCUGGACCCCGUGGUGGAAGAGAAGAUCCAGUCCAUACCUUUGCCCCCCACCACGCACACCCGGCUCCCCGCCUCCCACAUCAAAAAGCAGCCUGACUCUCCUUCGGGGUCCACGACCUCGGAAGAGAAGAAGGAUCCAGAGAAGGAGAAGGCACCGGUGGCCAGUGAUGCAGAGAAGAAGAUCAAGGAGGAGAGUGAGGAUGCCUCCGAGAAGUUUGAGCCCACCACCCUCUAUCAGUACCUCCGUGAGGAGGACCUGGACGACAGCCCCAAGGGGGGGGUGGACAUUCUGAAGUCCCUGGAGAACACGGUCUCCACUGCCAUCAGCAAAGCCCAGAAUGGCGCACCCUCGUGGGGUGGCUACCCCAGCAUCCAUGCAGCCUACCAGCUCCCUGGCACCGUGAAGCCGCUGCCGGCUGUGCAGAGUGUGCAGAUGCAGCCAUCCUAUGCCAGCAGUGUGAAGUCCCUGUCCUCAGAGCACAACGCGCUCCUGCACUCUCCAGGGAGCCUCACACCGCCGCCCCACAAGAGCAAUGUGUCGGCCAUGGAGGAGCUGGUGGAGAAGGUCACCGGCAAGGUCAGCGUGAAGAAGGAGGAGAGGCCUGCAGAGAAGGAGAAGGGCUCCCCGGCCAAGGCUGUGUCCCCCGUGGCCAAAGAGAAUAAGGAUUUCCCUAGAACGGAGGAAAUCAGUGGCAAACCACAGCAGAAGAAGGGCCCUGACGUGGAGGUGGGGAAGGCCAAAAGGGAGGGCGCGGUGGACGCCCACACCCCAAAUGGCACCGAGCCUCUCAAAGCCAAAGUCACCAAUGGCUGCAAUACCCUGGGGAUCAUCACGGACCACUCGCCGGAGCCCUCCUUCAUCAGCCCGCUGAGCGCGUUGCAGUCCAUCAUGAACACCCACUUAGGCAAAGUGUCGAAGCCUGUGAGCCCCUCGCUGGACCCGCUGGCCAUGCUGUACAAAAUCAGCAACAGCAUGCUAGACAAUCCCGUCUACCCCGCCACCCCCGUCAAGCAGGCCGACGCCAUCGACCGCUACUAUUACGAGAACAGCGACCAGCCCAUCGACCUGACCAAGUCCAAAAGCAAGCCCCUGGUGUCCGGCGCGGCCGACGCCGUCUCGUCGCCUCUCCGGGAGAGCGCCCUCAUGGACAUCUCGGACAUGGUCAAAAACCUCACGGGCCGGCUGACCCCCAAGUCCUCCACGCCCUCCACGGUGUCGGAGAAGUCGGACGCCGACGGCAGCAGCUUUGAGGAGGCCCUGGAUGAGCUGUCACCUGUUCACAAGAGGAAGGGCCGACAGUCCAACUGGAACCCCCAGCACCUGCUCAUCCUGCAGGCACAGUUCGCCUCGAGCCUGCGGGAGACCCCAGAAGGUAAGUACAUCAUGUCGGACCUGGGCCCUCAGGAGCGGGUGCACAUCUCCAAGUUUACCGGGCUCUCCAUGACCACCAUCAGCCACUGGCUGGCCAACGUGAAGUACCAGCUGAGGAGGACCGGGGGGACGAAGUUCCUGAAGAACCUGGACACGGGGCAUCCUGUUUUCUUCUGCAACGAUUGUGCCUCUCAGUUCAGAACUGCCUCCACGUACAUAAAUCAUCUAGAGACACAUUUAGGCUUCAGCUUGAAGGAUCUCUCCAAGCUGCCACUAAAUCAGAUUCAAGAACAGCAGAAUGUUUCAAAGGUCCUGGCUAACAAAGCUCUGGGCCCCGUGGGGGCCACCGAGGACGACCUGGGCUCCACAUUCCAGUGUAAGCUCUGCAACCGGACCUUUGCGAGCAAGCACGCGGUGAAACUGCACCUUAGUAAGACCCACGGCAAGUCCCCGGAGGACCACCUGAUCUAUGUGACAGAAUUGGAAAAACAGUAGCGUCCAGGUACGCAAGGGACCCCGGCACAUUGCACUAACCACGUCCUACUGCACUAGGCCUGGCCUGAGCCUCCGAAAUCAGCCUUUCCUUGGUUGCCGAACUGCCUGUCUGGACCUUGGUUUUUCUUACGCAUAUUUUGUAGUUAUAUUUAUAUGCUCUUUGUCCGAUUGUGCAUGUUAUUUUUCUUUUUCCGUGAGUCAAAGUCUGACCUUUAUUUUCAACAUCUGUUCUUGAUGUUAAGCUAUCUUUUGUAGGAAAUAGUGGGGCACACGACUGGGAGACAUUUAUUUAGCAAGAAAGAGAGACACAAAUAACAAUGACAAAAAGACAUCCUAAAAUUACAAAGUUGCCAUGACAAUAAAGGUCAUAGAACCUAGUAGUGUUGAAUUUAACACUUUGAGGACUGUAAUCGCAUUUCUGUGCCUUUCACUCAAAAAAAAAAAAAAAAAAGGAAAUAAAGGCUUAAAGGCAUUUCAUUCAGAUCAAAAGCUGUGUCAGACACAAAACUUAUUUAAUAAUUAAAAAAUGAGCUUUUAUAUGCAGAACUGGUUUGUGAAGGAAACAUGCAUGCAGCUGUUGGAAGACAGAAAGUUGUCUAGGACUCGCGGGGUUAGGAAGCCACAACUUUACACGUUUAAAACAAAAAGCAAAACAAAAAAACCCAACAACAACAAACACCCCAUUUGCCACUAUGCCCAAACCCUCUGGAUGCUGAAAAAUGCCACUUUUGGCAAAAAAAAAAAGUAUGCAAGCUAUUAUUUAAAAAUGUGUAAAAAUGCUAUUUCCUUUUUCCUGUAAAAUACUGCGGUUUAUAGUUAUUUACAAAUGUAAGCUUUGGUACAAGCUGACCUUUCUAUAGCGUGCUGCAUUGGUAAAUGAAAAAAAAUCGGGCACACGUCGGAGUCCUUUCCUUGUAAAUUGCCAGCAUCAGCUUAAAAACUCCUACAUGUUACAUAUCGUACCAUUUUAAUCUAUUCAACUUUCUUUGUACCUUCUGGCUGUAUGCUUUCUCUUUUAACUUUUUAUAUUGUCAUUUUAUAUUAAAUUUCUGUGUACAUAAUGUAAAACCACAAUUUUUGAAUAAAAUUUAGUUCCUGCAGCUUGAUUUAAAUAGAGAAAUUUUACUGGCACCUGCAUCUUUCCAGAUGCAUGUAUAUCAGACAAAAAUAAAUAAAUGAAACAAAGCAAGCAAUGCACUAUUAAUUAUACGUUUUGAUGUUCUAUCAUUAAUAUUGUACAGUACGUUUUGGUUCACACAAUUAAAUCCACUGUUUUCUCAAAUGUAAAAUAAACCCACGUGCAGUUCUUGAUUUA